This is a messenger RNA of Sceloporus undulatus (fence lizard), 2746 nucleotides long. RefSeq names its product scavenger receptor class A member 5 (gene SCARA5). Lineage: Eukaryota; Metazoa; Chordata; Lepidosauria; Squamata; Phrynosomatidae. Gene Ontology annotation, biological process: iron ion transmembrane transport. The transcript has 9 exons. Gene Ontology annotation, cellular component: plasma membrane. The record is from RefSeq and is a predicted model, not a curated record. Bases 270 to 1829 code for a protein of 519 amino acids. Gene Ontology annotation, molecular function: ferritin receptor activity.
CCUUGCUCAGCCUCAGCUUUGCUUGCUGGAGAGCUCCUGGCUGCAGAACUGGGAAGAGCCAAGGGGUCCUUGGGGGCACUUGGCAUCUCCCUUGCCUCCUCGAGAGUAGGGGCCCUGCAAGAGCCUCUCCAGGGGAUCAUUCAAGGAAGGCUGGAAGCUCUGCCUCGCCUUGGAAGUAAUUUGGGAAACCAAACCAAAAGUUUGAUUUAAUUUAAUUUUUUAAUUUUUGCAAAAGUUAUUUUUAAUAAGUUACUUUUGCUCCUUCUACGAUGCUUGGAACCAGGUCUAAAGCCAUUUGGAGCAGCCAAGCCUCUCAGCCACCUUCAGGCCAAGAGAUGGAGAACAAAGCCAUGUACCUACACACCUUCAGUGAGAAGGAGAACGGAUCCAUUUUUGAAGAACCAUUUGAUGAGAAAAACCUCUCCAAGAUGAAUCUCUGUGAUGAUGGACUGGCCAGAAAGAAGAAAACUUCAGGUCCUUGCAGCCAACUUGGGUCUGUGGCUGCUCUUAAAUACGCAGUGGUUGGGCUAUAUCUGCUGGUUUUCUUGAUCCUUGUUGGUGUUUUCAUACUAGCAGUUUCCCGGCCUCAGAGUUCCCCAGAGGAUCUCAAAGCACUGACUGGGAAUGUGAACCGGUUGAACGAAACCUUCCGAGAUCUUCAGAUGAAGGCGAUGCAGCAGCCCUUGAAAGGGGAGUUCCUGGACCACAUCUGGCGCUUGCAGGACCUCCUUCAGAACCACUCCGACUCUCUUUUGGUGAUGACUGGAUCUCUCCAGAAACUGGAAGGGGCUCUUGGGAGCUUGCAAGCCCAGGCGGCUCAGACGGACAGGGUCAUUUUGGGCCUGCGGGACAGCCUGAACCAGCAGAGUGAUGUGGCACAGAUGGAGAUAUACAGACUCUCGGUGGAGGGGAACAGCAGCCGCCUCCUCUUGAAGCACCAUGAGGGUGUCUUGGCAGAGCUGGCCUCCCACGUGGAAAGCCUGAAUGACCAGUUGACCGAAGUGGGAGGUGAGGUGGGCAGCAUGAACCGGACUCUGUCCUACGACGUGGGCAUCCAUCACACCCGUAUCCAGGACCUCCAGGUCUUGAUCAGCAAUGCCACCGAGGAUGCGCGGCAGAUGCGCCUGGUCCACAUUGCCAUGGAGCAGCAGCUGAAACAUGAGUUGGCCAUCUUAAACAACGUCACCGAAGACCUCAGGCUCAAAGAUUGGGAACAUUCCGUCGCCUUGAGAGACAUCUCAGUAAUACGAGGGCCUCCGGGACCGAAAGGAGAACAAGGCAACGAAGGGAUGGAGGGCGAACCUGGACCUCCCGGCUUACCUGGACUGCAAGGGCUCCCCGGGGAAAGAGGACCUUCUGGACCACGUGGCGCCAAGGGCGACCAAGGGGCCAUCGGCCCACGGGGCAUGCCAGGGCCUCGUGGCAUCACAGGUGAUCGGGGACAAAAGGGAGAGAAAGGGGACAAAGGAGACCGAGGAGGAGGAGGAGAAACAGGACCUGCCCCAGAGGAAGCAAGCAUCCGCCUGGUGAACGGCUCCGGCCCCCACGAAGGACGGGUCGAAGUUCUCCAUGACCGAAUUUGGGGGACCGUCUGUGACGACGGCUGGGACAAAAAAGAUGGAGAUGUUGUGUGCCGGAUGCUGGGCUUCCGGGGGGUGGAAGAGAUUUACAGAAUGGCUGUCUUUGGGCAAGGGAAAGGACGCAUCUGGAUGGAUGACGUGGCUUGCAAGGGGACGGAAGAAAGCCUCUUCCAGUGCAGCUUCUCCAACUGGGGAAAGACAAACUGUGGACAUGCUGAGGAUGCCGGAGUGAAGUGCUUGACACAGUGAGGAGACCAGUUGUUCAGCAACCAAAGAGCGAGUAGAGAACCUGUUGGAAAAGGAACUCUUAAGAUCUCAAGAGGCUGGCCAGUCCUGGAGAUGGACACACUUUGCUUUCUUCCUCGCCAGCUCCAUGGCUCCCAGCAGAACAGUGGCAACUUGCCCUUUCUAUCUCUCAGGGCUUCUAGUAGUGCAGAGCUGGGGAAAGAGUGGUCCAGGAGGCCCCCAACAUGACUCUGUCAAAGUUCCUGGGAUCUCAUUUUAAAAAACAACACCAAAAUCUUUUUUUGCAGUGGAAAAAAUGCUCUUCGAUGUCACCCAAACAUCACCCGGAGUGACAAUUUUUUAUAACUCCCUUUCCUCAAACCAGCUCACAUUGAGCUGAAAUAACUGGACGCCAAGCCCAGAAGCAGAUUUCCAGUCACUUCUAGAUCCUGUUUUUUGCCCAGCUUACAGCCAAAAACGUUAGCCAGCGCUCUGUUAAGCAGCAGCAAGAUUGUAAGCUGGACUUACAGUCUCACAGCUGUUGGUGAUUUGUGUUUAGAGUGGCUAAUAGUGGAAUGUGACCCCAAAAACCUACCCUUAUAGCCUGGCAGUGGCACUGGAGAUCUUGAGAAAAGUACCGUAUAUACUUGACUAUAAGUCGACCUUAUGUAUAAGUUGAGGGCAGGUUUGGGGGCCAGAAUGAUGGAUUUUGAUAUGACCCAUGGAUAAGUAGAGGGUAAAAGUUAGGGGCAUGUAACAAAGGAUGAUGCAAAUGAAAAUGAUGCCAAAGAACUUAGGAAAUUCUAGCACAAUUGUUUGCGCUCAUCCUAAAGGCUGGAUGGGUGAGAAAGUAGCGGGGAUCCAUGCUUCUUUUUGGCGCUCACAGGAUGAACUAAGCUCUUGCCUUUUAUCACUCUAUUCAGAGAAAGAGGAUGGCUCCU